Messenger RNA from Ictalurus furcatus (blue catfish), 6559 nucleotides. RefSeq names its product zinc finger protein 217 (gene znf217). NCBI's taxonomy places the organism in Eukaryota, Metazoa, Chordata, Actinopteri, Siluriformes, Ictaluridae. The transcript has 7 exons. Gene Ontology annotation, cellular component: nucleus. Gene Ontology annotation, molecular function: DNA-binding transcription factor activity, RNA polymerase II-specific; RNA polymerase II cis-regulatory region sequence-specific DNA binding. The record is from RefSeq and is a predicted model, not a curated record. The coding region runs from base 1967 to 4795 and encodes 942 amino acids. Gene Ontology annotation, biological process: regulation of DNA-templated transcription.
UGUGUGUGUGUGUGUGUGUGUGUGAGAGAGAGAGUGAGUGAAUACAUCUUGAGGAUGAAGACAUCAGUCGAAGGUUUUGUAAUAGUUGAUAUUUGUUGAGUGUUGAUUUUGCGUCAGUUUUACGACACCGUACGGGUUAAUGUCGGAAAAAGUAAUGACCAGUGCGAAAAGUUAGCUAAAACAAAACAAAACAAAAAAACACACACACAAAACUUUCGGUUGUUUCGUUCAAACUAUGAAUGCGUAUUUCAUCUUUUGGAAUUUUUGUCCCCCCCCCCCCAGUACUGGGUACACUGAUAGUUUUACAUGUGUAGUUUAUCAUUUCUGUGCACACAAUCGUCCCUCAUUCACACAAAGCCACGAUAGAGAAACAGUGCAACUAUUUAGCCCAGCUAUAACGAGUACAACUGAUAAACCUGGCUCUUUGUUCUUUUCACCAUUUCUCAAAGCCUGUGUAUAAGUAUUAAUAAGCAACACAGGUGCUUUUGUUACUCCCACGGUGGAUUUUUGUUAACCCCUUUCUCUUUCUUUCUUUCUUUCUUUUUUGUUGUUGCUGUGGCCACAUGGUAAAGCCCUGACAAAAGAAUGAGAAAGACAAGCAACAGCUGGUCCUUUACUAAUUUAUUUAUUUUUUACUAUGUUAAACUAGUGUGCAUCCGAAGUGUGUGUGUGUGUGUGUUAGCAGUGAUUCUAACAAUUAUUCCACCACUGCCUUAUAAAACACAUGGACUUUUGACAGACACCUUUCUGUAGUUGAAGUUCAACAAGUGAUUCAUGCACUUUGUCGCCUUUUCUCUUCUGGUGGUUUCAGUUUGCUAUAGCAGGAUGAAAUGAAUGAAUGAAUGAAUGAAUGAAUGAAUGAAGGAAGAGUACUAGUAUAGAGUUGAUAUUUAAUGUGUACUAUCCAGGCUAUAGCUAGGAAUGCUAUGACAAAUAUAUUUGUGAAGCACGUUUAUUUUAGCAAGAGCACCACAACAAUGGGCUUGUAGUGAAGGAGAGAGAGAGAACCUUGUAUAAAUUCAACAGAUAACUCAACACUGAAGCUUUCUUCUUUGGAUUUUUUGUAACGGUCAUUUACAAGAGCUGAAGUUAAAAAGAGAAUUGUUCUGUAGUUUCUUUGAGAAAACGAACUCUUAAAGGAAAAGUCCACUCGAAAUGUGAAAUACAGUUGAGGCGAUACGUUUACAUACGCCUCACAGAAUCUGCAAAAUGUUCAUAGAGAUCAUAAAAAUUGCGUUUUGUUUAUUUAGUCCUGCGCUGAAUGAGCUAUUUCACAUAACGGACAUUUACAUAUAGUCCACAAGAUACAAUGAUUAACUGAAUGUAUACAAAAGUUUGCAUACCCUUGAUUAUUAAUACUGUGUGUCGUUACCUGGAUGAUCACCGACUGUGUUUAUGUUUUGUGAGCGUUCUUCAUGGGUCCCUUGUUUGUCCUGAGCAGUUAAACUGUUCAGAAAAAUCCUCCAGGUCCUACACAUUCUUUGCUUUUCCAGCAUCAUCUGCAUAUUGCAACAAAAAAGAGGGAUCAUAAAAAUUGCGUAUUGCUUUUGUAUUUUCCAGAAGCGACUAUAUGAUGUCGAGAUCCGUCUUUUCACACUGAGGACGACUGAGGGACUCGUACACGACUAUUACAAAAGGUGCAAACAUUCACUGAUGAUCAAGAAGGUUCUGCCUGCCAGGACAUAAUUCCUUUGUGUGAAUCACAAGAUAUCUGAAGAGAUUUCGUGUGUAAACGCCUGCUGGUGACAAGCCCUAACCUUUUUGUGUGGUUUAUCAUGAAACUCUCUGAGGAUCCCUUUUUUUUUUUUUUUUUUGAGCUUUGAGUGAAAUCUGACUAUUAGUUUGUUCUUUGGAAAAGGAGUUCCUGUUUGUGUCUUCCAAGAAUUGUAUUACAUGAGAGUGCCUCACAGAGCCUGUAGUCCCAAUACGUAUUUCCUAAAGGUGUUGAGUAAGGGUUGUCAUUGCCAUGCCCACACACCCACAUGUGGAGAGUCCUGAUGGGCUAGGCCAUGACGUCCUCAACCACAGCAGUGCCACUAUGCCUAGCUCUGGCUCCAGCUCCAGUAUAACAGCCCACGUGAGCCUGGCAGAGAAGGUUGAAACGCAGUUGGUAGUGCCAGUGCUAGGCGGCUCACCUCUGGCCUGCGUGUUCUGCGAGGAGACGUUUGAGCACGAGGAUGAUCUCGGGCCGCACCUCCUCUCUCGGCACCCCACCACGUUCCACGCUCCCGCCGUGCUGCGUGUUGAGACCGAGUUCUCAAUGCCCAGCGAGAGGAUUUGCCCCGAAACAUGCCAAAACGAGCCGAACGAGGAGCUGAGCUGUGACGUGUGUGGCCAAGCCACUGAAAAUAUUGCUGUACUCGAGGCGCACAUGCGGAAGCAUAAGGACUCCUUCAUUUACUCCUGCAGCCUGUGUGGCAGGCGCUUCAAGGAGCCAUGGUUCCUCAAGAAUCACAUGAGGACCCACGGCAAAUCCAAAUCCAGCAAGGGCCAGGAUGCCGAGGUGCCCAUUACUGUGAACGGCGUCGUCCAAGAUCGACCAGCAUCGCCUGUGAUGACAACUUACAAAAUGUGCAUGGUCUGUGGGUUUUUCUUCCUCAACAAGGAAGUGCUAGCAGAGCACAGCAAAGUGCACAAUCGGGAGCCAGAACCUGAGGAGAACGUGUGUAGUAAAAGCCAGCUGAAUCCGGAGGCGCCUGUCUCUCAAGAAUGCUUUCUUCAGUGCAUGAAUUUAAAGAGAACAUCUGAGAACGCUGAGCAAAAAUGCCAACCCGGGCGGUGGAUCCCGCAGCUGGACCCGUUCAACACCUACCAGGCCUGGCAGUUGGCUACCAAAGGCAAGAUUGCCGCAGGGCCGAACCUUAGCAAAGAGCUCAAUGCCGACUCCAAUUCUGACAACGAGGAGUCUGGUUCGGACAAAGAGGAGCUCGGCUCUAUCUGGGACUCUAGCGGUGGCGAUAAACUGGUGAGACGGGGCCUGAGGGGUGAGCUGAAGGCCAAACUCGGCGUUGGUGAUUUGGCAGAGCAGAAGAGUCUGAGUCUGCGCAAAGACAAGCCCACAGACUGCGAGGAGUGUGGCAAAACGUUCAGAACCUACCAUCAGCUGGUCCUGCACUCCCGAGUUCACAAAAGAGAGAGAGGAGGAGCAGAGAGCCCCACCACACCCGUAGAUGGGAGGACUCCGAGCGUCAGCUCUGCCGGGAGUCCAUCACUCGAUCGAGCGGAAGAUGGUUCUGAGGACGGCUAUGAAGAAGGUGUGCCUGUGGAAGCUUUCCAGUCAGAUAAAAUUGAAGAAGGCUCACACAAAAUCAAACUGAAAAUUCUUGCUCCGAGGAAGUGUUGUUACUGUGGCAAGACCUUCCGCUCCAACUAUUACCUCAAUAUUCAUCUCAGGACGCAUACAGGUGAAAAACCGUACAAAUGUGAAUACUGUGACUACGCUGCAGCUCAGAAGACCUCUCUGAGAUAUCACCUGGACCGACGUCACAAAGACAAGCCCUAUACCGAGAUCCCCAACAUUCCGGUGACGGCACCUGCUGCUAACAGUGCCAAGGGGCAAGAGUCUCCUAACAUAGACGACAAGCCAGCCUCAAAACCACCUAAACAGUGGCCUGCCCCCAGCGUUGUGUGCGCGAGCGUCAAACGUGAAGCAGUACCCAGCCAGGCAGGCGUUGCCAUCACCAGCCCUGUCAGCCGCAUCAAAGAGGAAUGUGGCAACAUGGCCGCCACGACUCCUUACACUCCUCCUAACGAGCCUCAUGUGAACGGCGCUUUCCCAAUCAACCUGAAGGCAGAGGGGAAAGAAGCCUCCGAGGCACCGUUAAACCUCUCCCUCAAAGCGUCUCUGUCUUUAUCUGCUACCUCCGUACCUAGGAAUAUGUUACAGACCAACACCUGCACUUCCUGUCCUUAUGAAACCCUCUAUCCCGAAGUCCUGCUUAUGCACAGGAAGCUUCUACAUAAGGAGAAGUCUGACACGAAAAAGACUUCCUACAGACCCCCACUAAAGCCCAAGCGCUAUACUGGGUGUCCCCCAGCGCUCGAAGGGAAAGACGUGGCCCCUUUGCCCCACAUCAACCGAAAACAUCCUCGCCGGACCAAAUCCCCAACACCCCAACCUGGAAAAUCUUCCAGACCUAAUCAGGACACGUGCAGGACUCUUCCAGGGAUCGGUACAAAGAAACCAGAGAUUUCAAAGGUGUCCCCUGCAAAAGAGAUCUGGAGAGAGCAGCAGAAAGCAACCCAGAGGUUCAGGGCUGCCGAAUCCGUUAUAAGCGUCCAAACUAAGUUUCCAGAGUCAGUGGUUGAAACCAACAAGAAAUUUCACUCUCCUGCUGUCUCGCAGAAGCCCGCUCCAGUUAAAAAUGGCGUUGUCUGGCCCUCAGAAGCAAACAGGCUAUGUCUGUCUGAUCGAUUCAGGAAGCUGGCACAAGCAGAUUUGGGUGAACCCUCCAGCAAGAGGUCGAGACCUUCCGAGACUCUGCAGGGCGCAGGCAGAAUCGCGGAGCUGCCCUCGGACAGGAACGCAAAAAACUUCCUGCCCUUGGCUUCUGUUCGUGUGGCACCCUCAGGAUCGGGGAGUAGCAUCGACGCUGACUGGAAUGUAAUCAACCUGCUGCGCACAUACACACCCAAUGAGCUGGCAUCGUUGUACCAACCCACUAUCCCAGGCUCCAGCCAUGCAGUGACCGGAAAUUCACCCGCUGCUGGAAGCAGGGCUCUGCCCUUCUCACAUUAUCCUGGUAACAUCAUUCAGCGCAGAAGCCACCCCAACCAUCCUGACACCACCUCUUAGAACAUGGUGUGAACAAUUUGGACAAAACCAACCACGGGAACUAUGACUGGAAGAAAAGUUUACUCCUGACACUACUUCUUGAGAAGGACCUGCGACCAAGAUGUGAUAUUAAGGCUGUGUGGGAGUGUUUCAUUUGUUAUCUCGACCUUGGAUACGAGGCAGAGCGAACUCAGAACUGGGCCUUGGACAGUGUUGCAUUUUAUGUCAUAACGUUCCAGUAUCAGUAUCACCAGUGUACAGAUGUGGUAUUGCACUUAACGCAAAAAUGCAACAUAUCAUGCACUCCUAUUUACUGUAAAAGUUUUGACAUGUUUCAAAAUCAAAUGCUUUGGGGCAGAGCUUUGAUGUGCCCGCAAUAUUCCAUCUAAUAAGUGCCUCUUCUUAUUGAUCGAAAUGCUGUUACACAAAGGUAGGAUAGACCAAAUAAACUUGACCCAUGUUCGGUUCGGAUAGAUAAACUAUAUUUUGUAACUGUUAAGACAUUUCUAUUCAGGCUCUGCUGAGAAAGGGUCGACCUGAUGCCAUGCAGCUUCUGGCAGUUUUCGAUAUUGCAAUUUAAAACGUUUCAGUUUUCCCCAUUUGUGCAAAUGAAAGCUGCUCUCUUUUUUUUUUUUUCUUUUCCUUUUCUCUUCUCAAAACUGUUUUGAGAGACACAAAAUAAUGGUGACGUACCGUGUACUCUCUUUGUAUGGGGACUUUGCUUGGAACCUCUCACUGUGACACGCAGACAUGGCAUCCUCAGGUCUGAUUGACGACAGAACUGGAACAGAUGGAUGAUUUGAACUCUCUGUGGAGGGCUUCCAUUGAUUCGAUGUUACAUUUUCACACACUUUGUUUGAUUUAUAUCCUUUUUCUUUUUGGUCAAGGAUAUAUAUUUAUUUUCCUAGUGAAUGUCUUGCUCUGUCUGUUUUAUGUGUGGAUAAGAUCGUGGAUGCCAUUCUGGCAUACUCGGAGCCUGUGAUAGUGGCUUAUUUACUGACCAACUUGUGUUAUGGUCUGCUUUUCAGAAACUACCUUUUCCACCUCCUCUACAGCCCUGCAGAUGCAUUGCUUCAUAGCACCAGAAUGUUAAUUUAUUUGCUGAUAUAUUUAGGAGGCUUUUGUGAGCUGCAUCAGAUAAACUUGAAAUAUGUUUUUUUUUUUUUUUUUUUGUUUUGAGUUUUUCUCUCUCUCUCUCUCUCUCUCUCUCUCACGUUGCGCUUUUUGUGUAAUCUGGGAGAAAUGUCUGCUGUCGGCGUUUAACACGCUGGCCACUAACGUGGCUCAAAUGGAGUAAUAUUUGUAUGUGUAGCUUGAGCGGUUGUCUAACCUCCUGUUGUGUCUCAGUAUUGGAUUCUCACAGUGUUUAAUAUUGUUUUUGCUUAACUAAGAUGGAUUACAUCACUGAUAUGUGCUAUAUGUUAAUGUGUUUUGAUUAUUCUGGCCUCCAUUGUUAUUUUUUUUUAUUAUUUUUCUGCACGUUCACUACUACUACUAAUAAUAAUUUGUACGAUCAGUUGGAGUGGUUUUUCUCCCUCAGUUCUUGGAACACUGAGCAGAUCAGUGUAAAUGCAAUAAAACUCGCCAGAGUUUCUACAGACUACAGUUCUACAGGAAAACACAAAUAUAACAUGAGCACAGCCGCGAAGGUUUCGGCUCUGUUGUUCAGUACGUACGUUCUUGUCUUUCCCAGUUUCCUAUGCCUUUGUAAACAUGCCCUCAUGAUACUUACGAGUGUAUUUCUGACUGUUCAGUUGCAGAAUAAAGCAAUGGUGUGUGCUAGAA